CGGUCACGGGGCCGGCGCGGCCGCAGCGGCCGGACAGGGCAGGGGACGGCGGCGAGCGGAGCCACCACCACCAUGAUGUGGAUUCUGCUCUUCCUCCCGCUCCUCAUCCUCGGCGGCGCCGCGUCCGUCGUCACCCCCGGUCUGGCUGCCGGUGACCGGGCGCUGCUGGCCGAGCUGGCGGGGCUGGCAGAGCCCGUCCCUCGGCGGGCACCGGGCAUCCCGUGCCGCGCCCUCGGCCCCGACGCCCUGCCCGGUUUCUCGCGGCUGCCGCCGCUGCCCCGCGCGGCGCUGCUGCGGGGGCUGGCGCGGCUACCGGGCGCUCCGGCCCCGCGGCCGCUGGCGCUGCUGCUGCUCAGCCUGGCACGGCCGGGGGGCUCUGCCUGCGUGGAUCCCACCCGGCUGCGGACCCCCACGGAACCCACGGCACCCUCGGGCUGGCAAUUCCCGGUGGUCCGGCCGUGCCGCGGCGCCGUGCGGCGUCGCCGGGAGGACGAGGACGCCUGCAGCCCGGCGGGGGAGCGGGAAGCCCACCGCGUGCUGGACUGGGUGCCGGGAGUCAGCGUCUUCUACAACCUGGGCACCAGCGUCUACUUCGCCUUCCAGGGCUGCCAGGCCACGGCGUCCACGCGGGCGCUGGAGGCCGCCGAGGACCUGGGCUACGCCGGGCUGGCGGCGCUCACCGGGGGCCUGGGGGGCCCGGUGGCCUUGGGGGUGCAGCUGGGGCUGCAGCCGGGGCUCAAGGCGGGCGUGCGGGCGCUCGUCGGGUACUUCACGUCGGCCGGGGAGCCCUCGCCGGUGCCCACCGCCCACAGCGGCGCCGUGGUCAUCGUCUGAAUAAAGGGCACGUGUGGCACUCGG
Messenger RNA from Passer montanus (Eurasian tree sparrow), 858 nucleotides. RefSeq names its product apolipoprotein F (gene APOF). Lineage: Eukaryota; Metazoa; Chordata; Aves; Passeriformes; Passeridae. The record is from RefSeq and is a predicted model, not a curated record. Gene Ontology annotation, biological process: cholesterol metabolic process. The transcript has 2 exons. The coding region runs from base 73 to 834 and encodes 253 amino acids.